AAACACAACCAGCCGCUAUAUGGUUAAAUACAGCAGCUUUCGGUUCGUUUUUAUGGCUUUAUAUCUACGUCAUGGGGUAUAAAAAAUGUAAUUAUGCCCUAUUAUCGAGUUCGAUUAGUAUUAACAAAAUAUGUUGGUCUGCGGAGUAUUGGAUCUCGUCCCGCUACCAUGAUCCUCUGGCAAACUAUAAACAAAUUGACUUUUUACAUCCAGCUAGUUACAUCAUUAUCGAGUACAAGGUCGUAAUAAAGCUCAUAUUAAAAUUUAUAAUGCCCACUUUACUUUGGUAAAUUUACUUAAUGCAUAUGUAUAUCUGAUACGAUCGAAUUGCAGUGGUACGCGUUCUUCAAUUCGCUAAAUCUGAUAUGGUAAAAACGUUCUUUUUAUAUCCUAAAGAUACCAUACCCAAGUAUCCUUUCUUUUUUCUCUAUUAUUAUCACAUUCACAAUUACACAUAUUACCAUAUAAAUUCUUUAAAUAAAUAUUUUCGUAUAGACAAUUUUAAUAUCUGAUGUUGUUUGAUAUAAUCUGACGUAUCUAAGGUAAAAUAAAUAGGAAGUAGAGUAGAGCAAUUAAUGGGAAAUAUACAGCGCCAUCUAUUCUGUACGCUAUACUAUGAUGCUGUACCGAUUCUAAAGGGGGACGUAUUGAAAUGCUUGAAGAAGACAUACGAAGCCAUGCUGGAUUUUGUAUAAAGUGAAGUGCUUGAUAGUUACACUUGAUGUCUUUUAUAUGCAUAUUUGUAAUCGAAUAAAUAGAAUUUUGGAUUUUCGCGUAUAUAUGGUUCAAUACAUAAAGAAGAGAAAGAUGUGGUAAAGGAAGAAUCGAUUUUCGAUAAUUUAUGAUCUUUCUAUGCGAAGACGGCCAGUUUAUAUUACUUUGACCCCAAACACGUAACUUAAAACUCUGUAGUGUCAUAGAAUGGAGAUUAUCUGUAUUUUGGGAGAAAAUCGCGCUUGGACAAAUCAUUCGUAAUGGUUAAAACGUGUCACGAAAUAAUUUAAAUAUCGAUUUAAUAUUGAUAUUUCCUAGUAGUUAUUACUAUUUGUCUACACAUAUGUAGAAAUAGAAAUUUAUAACCAUAUGGGGUUGUGAAUGAAAGAACUUUUCUCUAUAUAUAUUUACAUGCUAAUCUUUAUGUUUAAAACAUAUCGAAUGUAAUUACGUUUGAUGAUUGUACGGCUGUUGCAAAUAUGAAUAUUGAUAAGACUACAGAGAAUUACGAGAUGGAUCAGAAAUGCUUUAUAGCAUGGAGCCCUCUAGAAAAGAACGAUUUCUCAUUUAAACAUAGAUACAUAACAUGUAGUAGAUCAGUUCCACAUAAAAGCAAACGUCUUGCUAAGUACAGGCUGAGUCGAUCCUUGAAUUUUGAUGCGAGUGCCUGUAAUUCCAAUUCAGAAAACAGUUCUUUCGAGGAAGACAAACAUUUAUCUAGAUCUGCUAAGAUAAUGAGAGCUUUAAAUUUCAAUAGUAGUCCUACCUAUUAUGGAAAAACAAAAAUCAAAAAGUCAUUAAAUUUUAAUUUAACUCCUAGUCCAAAAAGUUUUAGGCACGCGAAGAAAGGUAUACGAAAAUCUUUGAGCCUGAACUUUAGCUCUCCUCUGUCUGUUCCUAAUAAAUUUUUGAAUCUCAAUGACAAUCCUAGCGACUCGGCAAAUAGUACUUUAUUAUUUUCAUCCUCUGAUUCAAUCGACGAAAACCAAAAUGAGACACCAUUGCAACAAAGUACAAAGGAGCAUGAAAUGCUGCAUUACUCUACACCUAAUGCGAAGUAUACUAGAAAAUCGUCAUGUCAUUCAGCAAGUUUUACACCAUUACUACGUAGUCGAUUGAAGGAGACCAUCGACAACAUUGUUUAUGUUGCCGCGACACCCAAUUCGCAGUCAUUAAAACGUGUCAAAGGCAGAACAAAAUAUACAAAUAAUAUUACCAUGAAUACUUCGAGGAACCUUCUUCAUGAAUUUCACGAUAAAGAUGACAAUAGAUCGUGCACACCAAAAAAUCUAAUUUGUAUAAUUCCAGAAAGUAUGAGUGCUAUUAAAAGAAGUCACAAGAAGGAAAGAUCGUCAAGGCGCAGCGAUGGCUAUACAACACAAUUUACAGAUAGUUUUGUAAAAAACGAGAGCGUACUUCAAGAUAGAUUUAGUCGAUAUAGUAAACAGAUUGAUCCAUUUCAAGAUUCUAGAUCGGAUAUAGAGCAAUGUGCUAAUAGAAGUUCUAACGAAUUGGUAUUAAGCCACUCCGAAGAUGAUAUGUCAGAUACAGGUUCACUUUUUGACUACACAGAAGAACAGAAGCAUAUUUUCGAGGAAUCUAAAAAAGUAUCUGAGUGGAAGUCGAAUUAUACUAGUGUUAUACCCAAAAUAGAUAAAUUUGAUGCUAAAGUAAAAUUGGAGGAGAGUGCGGAUAGUUUUUCGAGAGCUGACGUUUCUGAUCGUAGCAAUAUGGAUGCAAGUAAUUUAUGUAACGAAAAUAUCGAUUUGGCUGGUAGAUCGGUAACCCCGGAGCCAGUGAAAGAAACUGUGUCAGAAUCGCAGAAGUCCGUUACUCCUGAGAAUCGUAUCAACAUUUUACAAACAAUCAGUAAAGAUUCCAUAAAAAAGUCUCAUAAAAAAAUUAAAGAUAAUAAUAAAAGGAGAUUGUUCAGUCCAAAAGUUUUACAAGAUAAACUCGAUGCUACGGAAAAAGAAGAGAAUGCAAAAUGUUUGGGAAACUUUGAACAGUAUGAAAGUACAGAAGAAAAUAAAAUAUCCGUAGAGGUGAAUAAUCCUGAUGUAUCAAGAGACGAGCGAUCAUCUACUCCUGACAAGGUGAGUUCUAGCAGACUUUUAUUGUCGCAAUUUAGUUCUGUCAAAAAGUCCCAUAAAAAGGACAAGCAUAACAAAAUAUUAUGUGGAUUUUUAAAACGACAAGAAUACUUCAAUAAAGAUAUGGAUUUAGUAACAAAUAACAAAUACGAGCAACGAACAUUUAAUGAUGAAAUAUCCGAAUGUAAAAACAGCAUUGAAGAUUUUCCUUCGGAUUUAGAUGUUGUUAGAAAUAUCGAGGAUUCUACAUCUUUAGUGGCAUCUGCCAGCUUAAGUUCUUCUCUGGAUAAAUUAUCUCCGAGCAAAAGGAAGAAGCCACAGAAUAUAUCGCUGGAUCAUGAGAAAAAUGUGUCAUAUGAUUUUGAACUACAAGAAUUGGAUACAUCGAAAGAAGAAUUUAAAAUUUUCACGCCUCUUAAAAGGAAAAGAUCAUUAUUUGCAUUUACAGUUGCUAAGGAAUAUACGCAUUUUUACGAUUUAGCAUCUGAAAAAAAUGAGCGUUCGGAUGACACUGUGGGGAGCAUUAGCUUUUCACGGUGUUUAACACCUGUACUAAAUUUUCCGAAUAGUUGCGUAAAGUUAGAAAAAGAUGAUAUAAUAACAAAGUCCGAUGACAAUGCUGACAAUGAAAAUGUAGAGGAGGUAUACGAUUCGAAUUGCGAUUCGAACGAUGUAACGGGCAGAUUGACUCCAAGAAAUAUGUCGACUACAGAAUUGUAUCCUAAUCUGGAUUCCAUUAAAAAAUCUCACAAAAAGAAUAAACGUGGAAACAGCUCGCGAAAAAUGUUCAAUGCAAUGAAAAAUAAUCAUUCCAUAGAUGAGAAACAUGAGACAUCGUUAGAAAGUGUUGGGAAUGAAAUGUAUAAUCCAUUAGAAUUUUCAAAUGAUUGCGUUAUCGCUGAUGAUGUGAUAAAUAAGCCGAUGUACGACAAAUCGGUCAAUAACGUGGAAAAUUUGAUGAACCAUACGACUGAUGAUAAUCAGAAUUGUCCAAGUACCAGCGCGGAAAAUAUAUCAACGACCGUGACACCACCGAAUUAUUUAAAGACGAAAGCUUAUAUGAAGUUGUUACAGGAAACUUCUAUCAAACGAUCACAUAAAAAGAAUCGAAAUAAAAGGAAACAAGAAUUGGUAGUCGAUACGAACGAGUUAUCGGACGAUGGAUCAAUAUUUGGCGAUGAAGAAAAGUCAUGUUUCAUCGAAGAUAGAUCCGCGCAUGAUUAAUAAUAAUCGAGUUGAUGAAACGAUUCUAUACGAUACGUUUUUAAAUGUAGCCUACUGGUAAGUGCAGCUGUAACGAUUCAUGCUUACGAUCAUUACAUAACGUGUACGUUGAAACCAGCUUAUAAACAUUUUGUACAAGAAGCGUUUGAGAACCUUGCAGAAUUAUUUUUGUAACUAGAAAGUGUACAUUUAACUAAAUCUUAAAACUUCGUUCGGUUCAAUUCAAUCACUAUCUGUAAUAUGAUCUUUGUUUUUCGUUCUAUAAAAUUUCUAGUGUGUAACAUCAUAGGACCUAUCAUCUAUAUAGGUAUAUGUAAUUAGUUUACUAUUGGAUAUACAUUUAUUAGAAGCGCUCGUGUUAUAUCGUGGAAUCGAACGCGUGCACUGUGUAUCAGAAAAGUGUCAACCUAUGAUAAUACUAUACAGCCGUGUUACACGUUUCUAUAUUAUUAUGUGAAUUGAAAUUGAAUUAUUUAUAUUGAUUCUAUGACCCUUUGUUUUCGAAAUUUUACUUGCUUUUAUAUGAUUACCUAUUCUAAUAUAUCCUUUAUUAUUACAUAUAUGUAUUUCUCGGAUAUGUUGUUAAUAAUGAUAUAUGUAUAUGUAAAGUAAUACAGUAUAGAAAUAAGUAGGAUCUCCUUCUUAUCCUUGUUAGUUGUUUCUCUAAUAUCUGCAACAUUAGUCUCGUACAAAUUUCGUUUAUUUUCGUUAAAUCAUUUGUUCGAUUCAUCGUUUCGGAUAAAUAUAAUAUAGGAUAAAUAUAAUAUAGUAUCUUGUAAAACGUCACAUUUUAUAUUGACAAUGCACGAUAUCAGUAAUUGUUACAAUAUUUGCUUAUGUUAAGGGUGCAAGACGAUUUAUUAAUUAAGCUAAGUACGACAGUUGUUAUAACGACAUCUCGAAAUUGACAUUAACGCUAGUAUAUAUAUUUCUUUCCUUUUCUCUGUUCCUUUUCUUUAUUGAAUUUGUCAUUUUUAUUUUUUCUGUCCUCGUUCGUGCUUUCCUUCCUUUCCCAUUUUAACAAUCUUACUAAUUUUAAAUACAUCUUAUUAACUGGUACUACUAGGUAAUAGUAAGGAAAAUAAAAUAAAACUGAUAAAAUAAUAAUAAAUAGUAAAAUAACGAGGGGUAAACUUGAAAGAUAUUCAUCUUUGUGGCAAUAUGCGCGUGCAUUAUGAUACUGUGUAUAGUACAUAUAUGAUGGUGAUACAACGUAGAAAUGAACAUUGUGCAAUUGUGCAUUAAGUUCGAGUUUCUCGCUUGUAUUCUCCCCUAUAAUGUCUUCCUUUUCGAAUGUGUACACGCGACGUGAGAACGAGAUUAAGAUAGUAUUAUCUACACUCAACGUAAAUCUUCGAGUAUAAAUUAAUAUACGUGAUUUGUACAUGAUAAAAGAACUGUAAAGGACGAUGUUUAGCCUACUUAAGUACGAAUCUCAUUUGCGUAUGCACGAAUUUGACCGUAAGAUUUCUUCCAAUUAGUAUCAGCCGUUUUAAUGAAAAAGCAACCGAUAUCGUACAAAGUUUAUGGAACUUGAAGCUUAUUCCUUGAAUUCUAUUUCUAUGAGAUUUGAAAUAAAUAUCGAUAAACGCCUGCAUAUAGCGUAUAAUUUCGAACCUUUGAACGUUAUGUACGCGCGAGUAAUGUAACUGACUUUUGGAUUAGAAAUAAUAAACGACUGAAUUGUUUACUGUUCGGACAUCUUUGCGACGAUAAUCGUAAGUUAUACCUAUUUUCCAUUAAAUUUUAAUGACAAUUUAUAUAAAUACGUAAGUUAUGUUUAUCUGCGCUUGGCAUCUCAAUGUUGAGUUAUUUGAUCAUAAGGUGACUUCGAUGUAAUGUCUUGGGUCAAGAUUUUUUAUAAUCUCGCAUUUCAAAUGAAUUGUUUGAAUACCACGUUGAAACUGAAUGCAAAAUAAAUAAAGUAAGGAGUAAUAACAAUAAAAUCUAUAGUAAGUAAUA
Molecule: messenger RNA, 5993 nt
Organism: Bombus impatiens (common eastern bumble bee)
Lineage: Eukaryota; Metazoa; Arthropoda; Insecta; Hymenoptera; Apidae
Exons: 3
Coding region: 1194-4031 (945 amino acids)
Source: RefSeq, a predicted model, not a curated record